AUGUCUACUCCUAAAGGUCCCUUCCACCUGGUUACCGUCAACACCGCACCGGAGCGCGCCAAGCGUCUCAUCGGCCGCGUUGCCGAGGCACUGAGCGAUCGGUAUACCAUCAUCCACGUUGACAACUGCGAAAAGAUCGACGAGGUCGAGGGAAAGGUCAAGCAGCACAAUCCCGAGGUUCUGUUCAGCGCCUCUAUGUGGAGUGCGGAGGAAGCCCGGCAGAUUCACCAGAUUGCACGCUCUGCCCGGCCUGAUAUCAAGUUGCAUGCUAUUCCUGAGGGGUUGCAGGUUGAACGUGGUCCUGAUGCCAUUGUUGAAUACCUGGUGGAGAAGGUGCCUGUGCUGCUGGACAGCUAG
Molecule: messenger RNA, 357 nt
Organism: Penicillium bovifimosum
Lineage: Eukaryota; Fungi; Ascomycota; Eurotiomycetes; Eurotiales; Aspergillaceae
Exons: 3
Coding region: 1-357 (118 amino acids)
Source: RefSeq, a predicted model, not a curated record